Molecule: messenger RNA, 968 nt
Organism: Bolinopsis microptera
Lineage: Eukaryota; Metazoa; Ctenophora; Tentaculata; Lobata; Bolinopsidae
Exons: 1
Coding region: 8-799 (263 amino acids)
Cellular component (GO): cytoplasm
Molecular function (GO): oxidoreductase activity
Source: RefSeq, a predicted model, not a curated record
UUAUAGAAUGAAAUCUUUAGGAGAACACGAAAUAAAGUCGGUGUUGAUCACAGGAUGUAAUCGAGGUAUUGGGCUAGGAAUGUUAAAGCACUUCGUAGCUAACUCUAAUGAAGCUACUCAGCUCAUAUCCUGCUCCAGGAAAUCUAGCCCCGAACUGGAGGAACUUGGAAAACGAGACAACGUCCAUCUGUUAACCAUGGACAUCACUGACAAGGAAUCUAUUGUCAAUGCUGUUGCUAAGGCUACCGAAAUAUUGGGAGGUAAAGGACUGAACCUGCUGGUUAACAACGCAGCGAUCACUAGCCCGGAGAUCUUCACAAAGGUGGUGGACACCACGCCCGAGGAACUGAACCAUCUCUACAACAUCGACGUGUCUUGCACCCACCUGGUUACCACCUCUUUCUUCCCUCUCUUAAAGGCAUCUGCCUCAACUAACAGCAGCCUCCCCAUGUGUGCUGCUCGGGGACUUGUUUGUAACUUUUCUUCCAUAACAGCUAGCAUCGAACUAGCCCCACCAUUCGGUUCGGUCAUGGUGUACUCUUAUGCUCUAGCCAAAUGUGCACUGAACAUGAUGACUAAGAUGAGCGCCCACGAGUUCAAACAGGACGGUAUUCUGUGUGUGGCAGUGCACCCUGGCUGGGUUAAAUCUGAUAUGGGGGCUGCGGCUGGAGAGGACUUUGGGACUGGAGACGUCACUAUUGAUGAAGCUGCUCAGCAUAUGAUAGAGAUUAUGCAGGGUUCUACAGAGGAGCAUACUGGGAUGUAUAUGCAGAAAGAUCUGAAGAAACUACCGUUUUAGAGCGGUUUACUAAUGCUGUAAUAUGUCAAUAAUAAUAACUUACAGACUUACUUCCUUAUUUUAGCGUAUAUUAGGUUUAUUGCUAUGACUCUGUCAUGUAUUAUGAUAAAUGAGAUUGUAAUAUUAUGACUUAUGAUAUUAUAAAACUUAUUACAAUAACUUACCCCCU